CAUUCAAGAUGGCGUCCGUUGAAUUCAUUGAUCUACCAAUCAUCGACUUUGCAAAGGCCAAGACUGACAGACAAGAGCAGGCCAAAAAAAUAGUUGAAGUCUUGGAAAGCGUAGGAUUUGCAUUCAUCGACAACGUGCAAGGCAUAAAUUUCAAGGGUUUAUGGGAUUGCUGCCAAUGGUUCUUCGCUAAACCCGUGGAGUUCAAACGGAAGAUAAUGCGACAGCAGUGGAAUCCGGAAAACUCCAACAUAUACCGAGGCUAUUUUCCGGUAGUCCCAGGUGAACCGAGUAGAAAGGAGGCCUUUGGGUGUGGCCGAGACGUUAAGGAAGAUGAUCCGACUGUUUCCAAGACAAACUGGUUUUAUGAGAAGUCAACCUGGCCUGUUGAAGAUGGGACUUUACCAUUCAAGGAAUUCCUCCAGGGGCAGUACGAAUGCAUGCACGAAGCCUGUAUGGAAUUGCUCCGAUUGUGCGCAAUUGGUCUUGGCAUUCCAGAAGAAUCGUUAACUGAUCUUUUCAACCCGAACCCGUGCUCAACAUUUAGAAUAUUGCACUAUCCACCUUGGGUGGGGGAGCCCCCUGCGAUUGCCAUGCUAGAAGAUGGAAAAGUGGUCACCACACCUGAACACACAGAUUCCGACUUCAUGACCCUUCUGACACCCUUCCAUUUCGGUGGUCUGGAGGUUAUGCAAGCCAAUGGAACGUGGGCCGAAGUGAAUACAAGACCCGGUAGUCUGAUUAUGAACAUUGGCGACACCUUCUCGCGAAUGCUUGGGGGACGUUUCAAGGCGACCCGUCAUCGAGUCCUCGAUAUCGGCGAGGACCGGUAUUCUGUUCCGUUCUUUCUUAGCCCCAAAUUUCACGGCGACAUCGGGAUAAAUUUCCUGUCGCAGUAUACGGAAGAUGGGGAUGCCCACGUUCCCGAGAGAUUUGGACCCUGGGUCUUGUACACGAUGAAGCACAAGAAGAAAUACUUUGAGUAUAAAGUUCUGCCUGAGUUCGAGGAUGUUUAAUCUGGUAUAAUAUUAAUCAGGUGAUAAAUCUGGUGUAAGAUUAAUCAGGUGAUCAAUAUGGUGUAAGAUUAAUCAGGUGAUUUAUAGAAGGUAAGAUUAAUCUGGUAUACUAUUAAUCAGGUGUUAAUCUGCUUUAAGAUUUAUCAGGUGAUGAAUAUGGUUUAAGAUUUAUCAGGUGAUCAAUAUGUUGUAAGAUGUAUCAGGUGAUCAAUAUGGUGUAAGAUUUAUCAGGAGAUUAAUCUGGUCUAAGAUUUAUCAGCUGAUCUAUAUGGUUAAGAUUUAUCCGGUGAUCAAUAUGGUAUAAGAUUAAUCCGGUGAUUUAUAGGGUGUAAGAUUAAUAUGGUUUAAGAAUAAUCAGGCAAUAAACAUUGAUAUAUGACAUGCAUGUAAAUCUUUUAGCAUUGGCAUAUAAUUCUUCCUUCGACCCGCCUCGUAAAUUCAUGUACUCGAAC
Molecule: messenger RNA, 1465 nt
Organism: Dreissena polymorpha
Lineage: Eukaryota; Metazoa; Mollusca; Bivalvia; Myida; Dreissenidae
Exons: 2
Coding region: 9-1013 (334 amino acids)
Molecular function (GO): dioxygenase activity
Source: RefSeq, a predicted model, not a curated record